Yamadazyma tenuis ATCC 10573 is the source of this 1134-nucleotide messenger RNA. RefSeq names its product DNA-directed RNA polymerase III subunit (gene RPC53). Gene Ontology annotation, cellular component: RNA polymerase III complex. The record is from RefSeq and is a predicted model, not a curated record. Lineage: Eukaryota; Fungi; Ascomycota; Pichiomycetes; Serinales; Debaryomycetaceae. Gene Ontology annotation, biological process: tRNA transcription by RNA polymerase III. Gene Ontology annotation, molecular function: DNA binding.
AUGUCCAACCGAUUAGAAUCGUUGAACACCAAGCAACCGGGAGCUGUCAAGCCUUCGUUGAAAUUCAAGCCCAAGGCAGUGGAACGGAAGUCCAAAGAAGAACGGGCAAAACAUGUGCAGGUGAAACAGGAAGAUACCUCAGACAGAGACAAGUUCAAAUCAGCUAAACCUCCAAGAGGCCAAAGACCCGCCAGAGGAAGAGGUGGCAGGCAUAAUCAAUACGCAAACACACAUGUGUUGUCUUCCGGUUUGCUUUCCUCUGGAGCCGUGUCUGGUGGGUUUGCCAAAGAUACAAAAGUGGUGAAUUCAGCUUCUCCAAGUCCUGAUUUCUUACUGAACUUAAAAUUGAAACAACCAGCCGAGUUGGCUCGGGUUUCUGCCAGUGAGUCUGACGAUGAGGGCGAUGACGGCUUGACAAAGAUCGAUAUGGCCAAGCAGUACAGGUUUGCUGAUGAAGAGACAGUAUUAUUCCCUGUUAGGCCCGUGAGAGACGAUUCGGAACCUCCAGAAGUCAUUGCACUCGGAGUGUCCAAAGAGCCUAGUCCCGUCAAGGAAGAGCCUUUGAGCACAAACGAUGUGGCAUACUCUGCGCAAACAGAAUUACAGCGGGUUCUUCAAACUAAAGCCAACUUGGAGUCUAAGAUAUCUCAGCCAGUUGACAUGUUGAGUCAAGUGGAAGCGAAAAAGUUGGCUGAAGAUCACGAUCACAUUGCUCAAUUGAUGAGCAGACUGUUCGAAUCCAAUGAUGAUAAGUUCAGCUUGUUCCAAUUACCCAAACUUUUACCUGAAUAUUCACCUAAGCUGAAGGAAGACAAAGCAGAAAACUCCAAACUCAAUGGACAAAUUGGCCAUCUCAAUAUUCACAAAUCUGGCAGAAUAACCAUAAACUUAGGUAACGAUAUCAACUUAGAUGUUACGGCAGGAAUUCCCUCGACCUUCUUACAGGAGUUUGUUCUAUUGGACUUAACCCCAGCACCUGAAUCCCCCAGAAUCAAAACUGAGGAGGACAUGGAUAUCGAUGCUGGAAUAGAAAUUAAUGAUCAAAAUAAUGACAAUGACGAACCCAAAUACCAAGGAACCAUAAACAAGCUAGGUGAAGUAGACGGCAAGUUCAUAGCCACUCCUAUCAUAUAA